AUGGAUAAAGUCCCGGACUUAUCCAGCGCUACCAUCAGGACUAUCAAUGAUCUCGAUUGGCAAGUCGAGGUGAUCUCGGUACAUCAUACUAACCUGAAAGCAUACUGGCGCAAUCGGAGCGUGUUGACCCCCGAAGAAGAAAGGGCUCUUGCCAAACAUGUCGAGGCCAGUGCACGAGCAUAUGAUGUUCUUUCGAACGCUAAGGAACGGGAGCAGAGCGAGCCGAGCGAAGAGAAGGAUAGGCAACCUUACCUUACCAAUAUGAGAAAGAUAAAAAAAGGCAUGGAGAUCAUAGUCUGUAUUGACGACAUUUUGGCUGAUAUUAAGGAGUGGAAUAACAGCGAGAAAGCUAAACGCCGCAAGACUGAAAGAUUGACAACUCUUUAUCUAGCCGGAAACAUCUCUCUUCAUAUAUGUCAAGCAUUUAACAGUUGGGAAGUCAGGGAGCAAUGUCGUCAAAUUGAUAUAUUUUAG
Molecule: messenger RNA, 474 nt
Organism: Daldinia caldariorum
Lineage: Eukaryota; Fungi; Ascomycota; Sordariomycetes; Xylariales; Hypoxylaceae
Exons: 1
Coding region: 1-474 (157 amino acids)
Source: RefSeq, a predicted model, not a curated record